Nerophis lumbriciformis (worm pipefish) is the source of this 1746-nucleotide messenger RNA. The record is from RefSeq and is a predicted model, not a curated record. Lineage: Eukaryota; Metazoa; Chordata; Actinopteri; Syngnathiformes; Syngnathidae.
AUGGCGAGGCCGAUCCACAGCGAUCACGUCCUCCGGCAGCUAAACAACCAGCGGGAGUGGGGCUUCCUGUGCGACUGCCUGAUCGCCAUCGGCGACAUUUACUUCCGAGCGCACAAGGCCGUGCUGGCGGCCUGCAGUUCCUACUUUCGCAUGAUGUUCAUCCGCGACCGGCAGGGGGCGGCGCGCCUGGACCUCAGCAACAUGCGGAUCAGCGCCGAGUGCUUCGACCUGAUCCUGCAGCUCAUGUAUUUGGGGCGCGUGGCGGCCAGCGCCUUCGACUUCGACGACCUGCGGGCGUCCAUGGUCUACCUGCAGAUGUACUUCAUCCCCGACUCGCCGGACGACCUGCGUGACCUCGGCGCCGCCUCCGGCCUGACGCCGUCCUCUUCAGAGCGGUCGGCGGGGACCGGCGCCGGCAAGAUGCUCUUCGGCGUGCGCAUGUAUGAGCGGCAGAGGCCGGCCCGCGACGACGACAACGACGACGGCGCCCCCGCCGAUGACCUCGGCGGCUCUGCCAGGUACCUCGCCAGCGACGCCGAGUCGAGCGCGUCCGUCCUGGGGGCGGCGCUCCCGAGCACGGACGCGGCGGAGCGACCUUGCGACCUGAGGAAGCGCGGCGGGGGGCGGAGCUCGGCCCCGAGGGAACGCCCCCGUUUCGGCCGCACCUUCACGUGCGACGACUGCGGCUUCGUCUUCAGCUGCGAGAAGCUUCUGAUCGAGCACAUCCUCACCUGCACCAACCGCAAGACGUACGCGGCCGGCCCCCGCGGCCGAGAUGACUCGGCCGGGGCCGAGAGCUCGGAUGACGCCGGCGUUUCCGUCAAGAGGGAACCGGAGGCGUCGGACCGGGAGCCGGCCGAAGGGGACGACGGGGCUCUCGCCGGCGUCUCGGGCGAGCGCUGCCGAAGCGCCGCGUGGGAAAGCGAGGCCUCGGCCGCCUCGCCCCAUUUCUUCAAGGUGAAAGAGGAGAGCGCGGACGGCGCCCCGUGCGAGGUGUGCGGGGCGCCGCUGAGCGAGGACGAGCGCUCGGCGCACUACCUGUCGCGCCACCUCGGUCACAUCUGCGCCUGCGGGCGAUGCGGCCGCGUGCUGGUCAAAGGACGUCAGCUGCAGGAGCACGCCGAGCGCUGCGGCGAGUCGGACGAGGCGGCCGGGGGCGGCGGCGGGGGCGAGGAGGAAGAGGACGAGGAGGACGACGAUGAAGAAGAGUCGACGGCGGCGGCCUGUCCCCGCUGCGGCCUACCCUUCCGGAGCGAGAGCCUGGCGCUGGAGCACGCCCUCUCCUGCUCCGCCCGCGAGCCGGGGCCCGAGUCGGGGCCCGACCACCGGCGCAAGCACUUUUGCGCCAUCUGCGGCAAAGGCUUCUACCAGCGCUGCCACCUGCGCGAGCACUACACGGUGCACACCAAGGAGAAGCAGUUCACCUGCGGGACGUGCGGCAAGCGCUUUCUGCGCGAGCGCCAGCUGCGGCUGCACACGGACAUGCACCGCGGCGUGGCGCGCUACGUCUGCCCCGUGUGCGAGCAGGGCGCCUUCCUCAAACACGACCACGUGCGACACAUGAUCUCGCACCUGGCGGCCGGCGAGACCAUCUGCCAGGUCUGCUUCCAGAUCUUCCCGGGCGGCCGGCAGCUGGAGGAGCACAUGGACGUCCACCUCUACGUCUGCGGCGUCUGCGGCGACAAGUUCCGCCUGCGCAAGGACAUGCGCACGCACUACAACCUCAAGCACGCUAAGAGGCUUUAG